Messenger RNA from Hylaeus anthracinus, 3852 nucleotides. RefSeq names its product protein PTHB1 (gene BBS9). The transcript has 12 exons. Bases 42 to 2579 code for a protein of 845 amino acids. NCBI's taxonomy places the organism in Eukaryota, Metazoa, Arthropoda, Insecta, Hymenoptera, Colletidae. Gene Ontology annotation, cellular component: BBSome; membrane. Gene Ontology annotation, biological process: cilium assembly. The record is from RefSeq and is a predicted model, not a curated record.
GGUGUCGUUCGUCGAAGGUGAACGUAUGAAGUUUUCCAGUAAUGUCGUUGUUCAAGACGAAAGAAUGGUGGCGAACUGUUUGCGGUGCAAACGAAGUUUUCGACAAACGUAGUUUGAUGGUAACUGCAUUGUUUGGCGAGGAUAAGAAUGAUGUACUCGUGGUGGGCAGUCAUGAUGGUUACCUGAGAAUGUUCAGUCCCUCUUCGCAAUGGGUCGAAGACACGAAGUGUCCGUCCAAUUACAAAUCCACGGACGCGAUGAUCGAAACACGAAUCGCUGAUUGCAUCGUUGACACCAAAGUGGGGAGAUUUGUAUCAGGCUCGCAGGAUCUUCGACUGGCGAUACUGACACCCACCAAGCUGGUCGUGCACCACGUGAAUCUGACAAGUGGAUCCACCGAAUAUGGAGACCGUUGCGACUUGAAGAUCGCGUACGAGCAUUCGUUGCCACGAUUCCCAGCAUCUCUGACGACAGGGCCCUUCGGUGGUGCACGUGGCAGAGAUUUCCUCUGCGUGCAAUGCUUGGAUGGGACGCUCCUCUUCUACGAGCAAGAGGUUUUCGCGUUUAGCCUGGUUCUUAGGAAUCGCCUGCUACCCGAGCCAAUCGUCUACGUUUCGCGGAACGACCUGUUCGUCACCGCGAGCAGUCGUUGGUUCAUCGAGUGUUACAGGUAUCAAAGCAUGGCGGAGUCAGCGAGGAGCAGAGAGGAGUCCAACAACAUGGACCAGCGCGCUGAAGUCGAGAACCUCGAACCAGACUCGAGCUACAAUAUCGGGGAAGCUCUUCUGGAUAUCCAGGCCGUCACCCUGAGCAGCUUCGAGGUUGGGAUCGUAGCGUUGGGCGAGAAGCACCUGUACUGUCUAAAAGACAACUGUACGGCGGUCAAGUACUCGAAGAGGCUGGAGUACAAGCCACUCUGUUUUCGAGCUUACAUUAUCGAGCCGGACGGGAAGUUGAUGGUACUCGUAAUUGCCGACACGAACACUCUGAUGAUUUACGAGGGCACCACGCUCAAAUGGUCAGCGCAGUUGCCUUUUGCUCCGGUCGCCGUCGCUAGGGCACAACUGCAGCAUUUGCAAGGCGCAAUAGUCGUCCUGUCGGACGACGGCCGCCUGGAGGCUUGUUACUUAGGUUCGGAGCCAGGAUUGUUCAUUGCGCCACCGCUUCAUCCAAGAGGAUACGAUUACGCAGCCGCGGAACAAGAGCUGACGGAGUUGCGAGCACUAUUGAAGAUGAGCAAAGCCUCAGAUGACAAAACCAGUAACGCCACAGUGGACGCCGAGCUGAUAGUCUCAGUGAACGUUUCGACAGACUUAGAAGGUAGCGAGAGAGCCGGAAACGAGGAUGUCUCGGACGAUGACACGGAAGGGCGGCCAUUUGUGUGCAAAGUCGCGAUAGAAUUGUCCUCGUAUGCCACGAUACACGACGUCCAGAUUUGCGUCCAAGUCAGCAAGCCCCUGAUUGCAACGGAGGACUUUUUCGUCAUUCCCAAUCUGUGCGAACGAAGCACGACGGAGACGACUGUUUACGUGGACGGAGAUCUACCACCGAUAUCCUCGGAGGUCGAGAUCGUCGUGACUUAUCGAACGGACACUGGCAGUCUGCGUAUCGUUCGAAGACUCGCUCAACUUCCGCUGAAGAUGAUGCUGAGGAGCUGUCCCCCUGAGAACGCCACCACCUUUACGACUGUCGUCAAACGUAACGAUCCUCUCGUUGGAUUUACUCAGCUGUUUCCUGAAUUCAUCGGCGAUCAGCUUCAGAGACAAAGGCAGAACUGGAACGCGCUUGGAUUGCGGCAUGCGAGGAGCCGGCACGCUGUCACGAUCGUUUCCGGUAACGCGACCAAUCGAUAUCGGGUGCAGUCCAACGACGGACUAUCGACGACCUUGGUGGUCCAACAGCUGAUCAACAGGCUGAAGGACAGAACGAGUGGCAAUCACACCGCGACUAUCGGCCAGAAUCACAUUCAGCUGGUGCAUUCGCGGUUGGAGGCUCAUUUUCUUGCUCGUCGAGAAAUCGACAAAAUAACGGACGAGAUCGGGCUGCUGACGAUUCAAUUGAGAAAUAUCGAGAGGAAGAUGCUGAGAGCCGUAAGAGAGAGGAACAACAAAUCGUUGCCAGACACUGGUUUGCCGUUCCUUUUCGACUUGACGUAUCAUGCGAUUUUGGAGCACCUCGAGAAACUUGUCAAAGCGAGAACAGAACGCGAGAGAACUGGCCACGAACUGUGGUGCAGCCUCAGACUGUUGCUCCUGUUGCUGCGACUUAACGCGAACGAAGAAAAGUACGCAGCCUUGGAGGCAGCUAUUGGCUUCCAACCACGACCAUGCGAUCAACUGGACUGGGAAGAGAUCGCUGACGUGGCCCUGACGACUCUUCUCAAAUCAGUCUCGAAAAAGCUCGGAACUACGGAAAGCAAGUCUUUGACGUGGGGCACAAUCACACCGAUCGCGUCGAGCAAGGAGCUGGCGAAGCUGAAGAAACGUCUGGUUCACGCGAUAGAGCGGUUGGAUGAGUCCAGGGGAUCAAACAUCGCCGAGGUUGAGCCCAGCGAUGGUAAUGAUCUAGCUUCUGCUUAGACUGGAAGUAUAUCGUCGCUUUUUCUUGCGCUGUUUAAAAAGGAUUGACUAAGUCGUCGACUUGGUUAAAUUUGACUAACUCGAGUAACUCGGAAUCAGACCGAGGAAAGAGUAUUAAAAUUUAUAAAAAUAUUACGUAGAUACCAAGGUUGAUUAUUACGGAAAGAAAAUGACACGAAGAUAGACGAGUACCUAUGAAACUGCAGACAGCGCAAUUAUAACUAGUGAAAUUAUAGCUACAAUGAAUAUUUUUUGAACAAUGUAAUUUUUCAUGCUGAACAUCGGUCAAUUGCGAACGAGAGAAACAUGGAUAUAUUUACGUUUCUCAGAAUGACUGAAAAAUAACAAAAUAAAACUGAACUUCUGUUCAGUCUUGAACCUGCUCUGGCGUUGAAUAAACCGGAGAUGCGGAAAACGUUGAGCGUAUUCGAUACGCGUCCGUUGGUCGAUGACCGUCGCGGUACCAUUUGCAUGCAAAUAAAAAUAGUCCGAAUGAGACCGUGUUCGGACUUAUUUUCAUCGGGAAAACCUCCCCAACCUAUUAAUAGUACUCUCACGGAGUACAAUUCGAAACGUGAAUGUAUUAGGUUUUGUAUCAGCAGCUGUCACGAUGGAACGCAUGCGGCUCGCUUUGAAGUUCGGUCAGGCGGUUUUGAAUUCCAUAGCUGCAAGUCGCUGGAAUCGACUCGGUCACUCGAGCUGAAUAAAGUUAGGGUGAUCCUAUUGGAAGCGUAUUCAAGUGUAUUCAAAAAAGAAAGGCAUACGUCUAACUUAUAAUCGAAUAAAGUUUUGUCUAACUCUGGCAUUAACAUGCAUAUUAUUAGUAUUCGCAUGCAUAUUGUCACACGUUUGUUAAUAAUAGGAACCAUUGAAUUUUCCAUGCAUUCCUUUCUCACUCUCCUAGACGUAUCCAAAUCGACGACACUUAGAGAGGCUGAACUAUUAGGUUAUCCAGAAAGUUCGUGGCAAUUUCUAAGAAAAAUUCAAAGGCAUAUAAUAUAUAUAUAUACAUGUACUUAUUGAAUUACAUAGGUGCCAUUUUGUUCCACAACCUUUCCACCUUUUAAGGAAUGUAUACAUGUUAUUUGUUUUCAACCAUUUCGACAUAUUCAGACUUGUACCACCUACCAAAAAUCGACAUGGACUUUCCGGACAACCCAAUAAAAUAAAUCGAAUAACUCGAAAACAAACAGAGAUAAGGAAGAAUGUUAACUACAAAACUUUGUCAAUUUCACACAAGGAAUAACAUAAAGUAACCUAAAUUUCCAUACAA